AUGUUAGAGUCAGCAAAGAUCAAAAUUGUCCAAAAGGAAAUUGUAUCAAGACAACCACGACAUGGAAAGGAGUUUGCGUGCUUGGGUGUCAUCAUUAUGAGAACUGAAAUUGUUAAAAGUGGAAAACACAAUCCAAAGAUGGCCCCUCCAUUGAGUUUGAUGAGGGACUUAUUUCGAAAUCUACGAGGUACACUUUUUGCCUUGUUGAAGGAUAAGAUUAAGGUCACACAGCAUCUGUGUCUGAUCUUGAAUGCGUUCGCAGUUUAA
This is a messenger RNA of Sphenostylis stenocarpa, 267 nucleotides long. NCBI's taxonomy places the organism in Eukaryota, Viridiplantae, Streptophyta, Magnoliopsida, Fabales, Fabaceae. The record is from the annotation of a GenBank genome assembly.